AUGAUCAUCAAAUCUCACGAGCAUCAACCUCAGGUACAGUUUCAGCAAUUACAUGAUAAAUUUCCCUUGAACAUGAAGCUGAUGGUUGUCGAUCUUGUAGUAGUUAAACAUUUUUCAACCCCCACAAGAAUUGCACCAAUCGAUUGUAAAAAUAAAUCUGACUUUAUCCGAAUAAACAAUCAUCACUUCAAAAAUUAUGAACUGAUAGAUAUUGAUAAGUAA
Clunio marinus is the source of this 222-nucleotide messenger RNA. The record is from the annotation of a GenBank genome assembly. Lineage: Eukaryota; Metazoa; Arthropoda; Insecta; Diptera; Chironomidae.